GAAGUUCAUGUUUUGAAAAUUCCCCCGGCUGUUGGAGAGCAGCGUCACCCGGCAGCCUGGCUGAAUCCGGCUGACAGCAGCCCAAGCGGGAAGUGCAGCUGUGCACACACUCGGGCUUUCCCUCUGCAGCUGGCCAGUUCUGUAUGCACCCGCCUGGAGCCAUGACACGGCUCUGCCCUGCUGCUCCAGCCCUGCUGCUCUGCUCCCUUGCUGCGCUGCUCCAAACCUCUCUGGCACUGGAUCAUGUGCCCAUGCUGCUUUGGUCAACUCAGAGAUCACAGUGGAAUCCAGACACUGCUGUGCAUGAAGGACAAGUUGUCUCAGCACAGGAGCUGAUGUUACUCUUGCAACCUCUUUUUACCCAGAACUCCAGAAACCUCGUCUUGUUCCUGCAAGAUAGGCUUAGCACAGAUGAUUUCACAUACUUCAGUGAAUCCUAUGGCAACAAGAAUCCAUUUCAAAAUGUUCAGGAAAUUCUUCAGUCUUCUCCUUCAUCUUUAGUUUUGCCAGCUGUUGACUGCAAGGCUACCCAGAAUCUCCUAAGUGUUCUUCAGGAAUCAGGAGAUUGGAAGUUAACAAAUGUAACUAAUUUAAAUGUCUCUCAGCUGGAACUGAAUGCAUCUAACCCAAACUUACUGGUGGUCCAGCUACAGCCACUUGCCAGUGGUUUAAAAGAGAUUUCCACUCUGGAAGCAGUUGCUGAAAAUGACAAAAUAAUUGGAAGAGUGACCAUGGAUCUGCAGGAACGAGGGAUUCAUUUUUCAGUAAUUUAUACUGCAGUGAGACCUUCAAGGAUUUCUAGAAGAACUGAUGUGGUGGCAGAAUUAAGACGACAAUUAAUGGCUGCUGAGGAAGAAGACAGUUUAUCAUAUCCUCCUCUGAAUGUGACCACUGGAAAUUAUUCCUGCAUCCUUUUUUAUGCUAGUAAUUUCAGCCUCAAAGCCAACAGUUCAGUUUUAAUAGAUUUGACAAAUGCAACAUUUUUAACACAGAACGUGGAUAUUUCUGCCUCUGAGUGCUCAGACAGCAACACAACACUGUCAUUAAAAUACACAAAACCAGUGAAUGGAAUCAGCAGCCUAGAGAUAAGGUUUUUAAUGACCAACAAGUUCUAUGAAGUCUCGGCUAGAAAAUGGUCCACUUUAAAUUCAGUUGAGAUUGUACAAGAUGGAGAAAAGUUUGCUAAAUUUAAUGUUUCUGGCAUCUCUGCCCCUGCAGAGUAUUCAUUUCAUUGUCAGCUGGUGGGAACAAGCAAUCUCUAUCCUGCAAGGCUGGUUCCAUCCAACAAUGAGGCAAAAAAUUGGGAUGUUUUCAUUUCCAAGCUGCAAAUUCAAGGCUUCAACAUUAUAGACAACCAGUUUUCCUAUGCAAGUGACUGUACAGGUUUCUUCACUCCUGGAAUUUGGAUGGGCUUGGUGACAUCUAUAAUUUUACUGUGGAUCCUGACCUAUGGAAUCCAUAUGAUCAUGCAGCUCACAACAAACAGCAGAUUUGACGAUCCCAAAGGUCCAGCUUUAUCAGUUCCUCAGACAGAAUAGCCGCGAAUUGACUUAAACAUCAGACCAGGAAAAGCCACAGCAACAUUAUGAUUUUAAUAAUCUUUUUACUUCAUAAUAUAUUUAACUUGAAAGGAUAUCAUGAGAAAACCAGAUAAUUAAACUACAUAUAGAAAUGAUCCUUAUGUUUGGCAACAAUAAAAAUUCUGUCUGUUA
Poecile atricapillus (Black-capped chickadee) is the source of this 1712-nucleotide messenger RNA. RefSeq names its product V-type proton ATPase subunit S1-like. Gene Ontology annotation, cellular component: proton-transporting V-type ATPase complex. The record is from RefSeq and is a predicted model, not a curated record. Lineage: Eukaryota; Metazoa; Chordata; Aves; Passeriformes; Paridae. The coding region runs from base 144 to 1538 and encodes 464 amino acids. The transcript has 10 exons.